Messenger RNA from Penicillium brasilianum, 846 nucleotides. NCBI's taxonomy places the organism in Eukaryota, Fungi, Ascomycota, Eurotiomycetes, Eurotiales, Aspergillaceae. The record is from the annotation of a GenBank genome assembly.
AUGAUCAGGAAGCAGGAGGGCCUUUCAAAGCAGCUUCGAGAGUGCCAGAGCUUAUUGGGAGAUGUGGAGCCUUUUGUCUCUGGGCACAUCGCUAAGCGUGUCAAAGUGGUCUUGCAACAUUUGGCCUCGGGAUAUUCCUCAGAUGAACUCUCGAAUGGGAACAACUCCCGUUUAACGACCUCCUCGCUGGCUGAGCUGGACAAACCAGCCAGCUCGCCAUCCUCCGUCGGGUCAUUGGAUGCAUUGGAUCAAGUAGAGGAUGAUAUUAAUCUGACUGAGGAAUCUAGAGCUACUGGGCAUAUCGGCAAGAGCUCUGAAAUUACCUGGAUGCAGCGACUGCAAAAGGCAGCGGAAGAUCGGCGUCAAGACAAAGACACCGCGGCCACUCCGGCCGACGCAAUUAAUGACCAGCCCCAUGAUUUAAAUUAUCAUCUCGAUGAUCUCGAUAUCACAGUGUCUGAGCCUGUGCAGAAGUAUUGGGUUCCAUCUCGUCCGUUGGCGGACAAGCUUUUUGAAACUUACCUUUUAGUCGCUCACCCCUAUUUCCCCAUUAUCAAUCGCUCCCUAUUCAGUGAUCAAUAUAGAGCCUUCUUUGAUAGCUUUGCGCUUCCCGGUAACAAAUGGAUGGCAAUUUUGAAUCUGAUAUUUGCUGUUGCUGCGAACUUUGCUCACGCCGCUGAGUUGGACUGGCGCGGAGAUCCUCAAGAUCAUCUGGUUUACUUGACCAGAGCUCGAAUGCUCAGUAUGGAUGGUGAUGACUUGUUCCAUCACCCGGACCUCCAGCAAGUCCAAGUGGAAGGCCUAAUUGCUUUCUAUCUGCUGUCAACGGACCAGAUUCACAGGUAG